This is a messenger RNA of Fonsecaea nubica, 3195 nucleotides long. RefSeq lists its product as hypothetical. The transcript has a single exon. Bases 1 to 3195 code for a protein of 1064 amino acids. Gene Ontology annotation, cellular component: nucleus. Lineage: Eukaryota; Fungi; Ascomycota; Eurotiomycetes; Chaetothyriales; Herpotrichiellaceae. The record is from RefSeq and is a predicted model, not a curated record.
AUGUCUCCCAAAAAGGCUCGCCUGAGUGGCCUGUCUUCCACAGAACCCGUGAAACCAUCGGACAAACAAUCCUCGCUCGAAGAUUUACGGGAGACCAUCCAACGUCGGUACCAAUUCACCGAGCCGGGCGACGCCAAAGAAAAGGACAAGAAGAAGAGUCGCAAUAAAGUUCAUGGGACGGAGGCGGAACGCGGUAAAAAGCGUGAUCGCAAAGGGAGAGUCCUCGGCCAAGCACACCAGCAUGAAGUCCCGCAGGACGAACGCAUUGAGGCAGAAGCAGGACAGUCAGAGGACGGCCUCUUGGAGCAGGAAAUGAAAGCUCUUGGUGGCACGGCUGAAGAUCUGGCACUCGUCGCAGAUGCAGACUCCGAGUCAGAGGUCGAAGGAACCAUCCCGGAGGCGGACCUGGAGAAAUUAGACAAGGGAAUGAGAAAUAUCCUUAAAGAGAUCGCCCUCGCCCAAGGAGAAGGCCGCGACGAAGAGGACGUCUCCGCUGACUCCGAAGGAGACGACGGUGAUAUCCCGGCUCCGGCGGUCGCAGAAUCAAAAACUGCUAGAGAACAACAGGCAGAGAAGAAUGGAUGGGGCAACAAAACGAGGCUGAUCUGCGAACCACAACCAGACUGGUACAACAUCCCUGGCCCAGAAGUGGACGAAACAAGAGAGCCCAUAUACAUCCUGGCUAAGGAGUCUCUUGACGAACUCUACAAAUAUGCAAAGGUUCUUCUUGACGACGACAACCAAAAGUUCAAGGAGUCGCAGCAGUCAUCAUCCGCCAAUGCAUUUUACAACACUGUCAUUUCAUCAGGAACCUUAUCGGACAAGAUAUCAGCCCUGACCUUGGCCGUCCAGGACUCUCCUAUCCACAAUAUGAAAGCUCUCGAGACUUUGAUCGGCCUGGCUCGAAAACGCAGUCGGUCUCAAGCCGUCGACGUGCUCCGCGCGCUCAAAGACCUUUUCGCUCAAGGCUCACUUCUCCCCGCAUCGAGAAAGCUUUACGCGUUUCACGACCAGCCUGCCUUUAUGUAUCUAGAAGCGAGAUCUUGGAAAAGAGGGAAAAAUCUGCCCCGUCGCCUCGAGCAAAAACAUUUGAUAUCUUGGGCUUUCGAAAGCUGGCUGAAAGGGCAGUAUUUUGAAGUGCUCAAGAUCCUCGAAGGAUGGUGCAACGACGAGAUUGAAUUCUCCAAGGCUCGCGCCGUCAGCUACGUCUUCGAGUUGCUCAAGGAAAGGCCAGAACAGGAAUCAAACCUGCUACGCCUCCUGGUCAAUAAGCUGGGCGACCCCGUCAAGAAAAUCGCCUCCCAGGCUUCUUAUUCGCUUCUGCAGUUGCUGCUAGCCCAUCCUGCCAUGAAAAUUGUGGUUGUCCGCGCCAUCGAGACAGACUUCAUCUUCAGGCCUGGACAAACCCUGCAUGGGAAAUACUACGCCGUGGUUACUCUCAACCAGACAGUGUUGAGUGCAAGGGAGGAAGAUGUAGCGACGAAGCUACUCGACAUCUAUUUUGGACUGUUUACUGACCUUUUAAAAACCGACAAGGGGUCCGCAAAGGACGAACCUGAUACAAACCUUGUGGAGGGCAGAGGUCGCAGGAAGAAGAACAGAAAGGUCCAGGAGCAACGUGGCCAACACCAGGCUGAGGAACUUCGCGAGAAACUCAUCUCGGCGAUCCUCACUGGCGUCAAUCGGGCAUACCCUUAUACCAGCAACAGCGGCAAUAGCACCACAGCGUUUUCCGAUCAUCUCGACACGCUCUUCAGAAUCGCCCACUCGGCGAACUUCAAUACGAGCAUCCAAUCCCUCUUGCUCAUCCAACAGAUCUCCCAUUCGUCACAGCACAAAGCGUCAAGUGACCGCUUCUAUCGAGUAUUAUACGAAUCUCUUCUAGAUCAGCGCCUGAUCACCGCGUCGAAGCAACAACUCUACCUCAACUUGCUACACCGUGCUCUCAAGGCAGACUUGAGCGUGAAGAGGGUAAAGGCGUUUGUCAAACGGCUUGUGCAGGUCUUGAGUCUGCAUGAACCGCCUUUCAUCUGUGGCGCUUUUUUCUUGAUUCAAGAUCUCGAGAAGACAUUUCCUUCGCUGAAGGCCUUGACCGACGAGCCAGAGGAUCACGAAGGAGACGACGUUGAGGUAUUUCGGGAUGUCGUGGAUGAAGAGGAUGGGAAACCAACUGAUUCAGGUGCCACGAAUGGUGUCUCGGAAUCAGCGCAGUCGCAGCGAGGACAUGUCUACGACGCCCACAAACGCGCCCCAGAACAUGCCAACGCCGACAACGCAUGUCUCUGGGAAGUCCUCCCUUUUCUCGCCCAUUUCCAUCCUUCUGUCUCGGUCAGCGCCGACCACGUACUGCGCCACCAGCCUCUCCCCGGGAAACCUGAUCUCACCUUACACACGCUUUCGCACUUCCUCGACCGCUUUGUGUACCGCAACCCGAAGCUAUCGAGCUCGGGUCUCAGAGGGAGCAGCAUCAUGCAACCCAUGGCGACGGACAAUUCGCACGCUGUCCUCAUUGCGGGAACGGUGAACGGGAAGAAGGACAUGCCAGUGAACAGCGAGCAGUUCAGGCUGAAGAAGAGCGACGACGUUGCCGCCGAGGAUGUUUUCUUCCACCAAUACUUUACGAGUCUGAAGAGCAAGGGCGACAAGAAGGACAAGCAGAAGGGGGAGAAGAAGAAGAGACGUGAUGCCGACGACGACGUGGACGAGUCGGACGCGGACGAGGAUGAAAUCUGGAAGGCUAUGAUGCAGAGUGCGCCAGAUCUAGAGGGUGACGAGUUCGAGGACGAUGAUGAUGUGGACCUCGACCUGGCGGAUUUGGAAUCGGAUGACGACGGAGCAGUUGAAGACGGGGACCUGAGCGGGUUGGAGGGCGGUGAUGACGAUGAUGAUGAUGAGGGUGUUGACAUCGAUCCCGCAUUCUUCGACGAGGACGAGGAUGAUCUCAUGGUGGACGCUGAGGAGGCCGACUCUGACGACGCCGGCUCCGACUUUGCAGGAUUCGACUCGGACAGCGCUGCCGCACAACCUGCAGCGAAGAAGAAGAAGGGCAAGCACCAACAACAAGAGGACGAGGACCAUGGCCGCAGCAAGAACCCCAAGAAGACGGCACGGUCGAAGCUGAAGAACCUUCUCACCUUUGCUUCGGUGGAAGACUAUGCGAAGAUGCUCGAGGACGACGAGGACGAGGAUGUCUAG